Myripristis murdjan (pinecone soldierfish) is the source of this 3696-nucleotide messenger RNA. It is a transcript of the gene nod1, whose product is annotated as nucleotide-binding oligomerization domain containing 1. The transcript is spliced from 13 exons. The record is from RefSeq and is a predicted model, not a curated record. Bases 90 to 2936 code for a protein of 948 amino acids. Lineage: Eukaryota; Metazoa; Chordata; Actinopteri; Holocentriformes; Holocentridae. Gene Ontology annotation, biological process: regulation of apoptotic process. Gene Ontology annotation, molecular function: protein binding.
CUGUUUGUUUGUUCCCACAGUCUCUCUACUUCCACCAGAAAUCAUCGCGGAGGACGGUGUCGACAAUUAGGUGGGCGGUGACACAUGGCAUGAAUAUGGGUCCGACAGCGGAAAAGGAGGUAUCCAGCCUCCAUAUCCUCAGGUACCACAGAGAGCUGCUGGUCUCUCGGGUGAAGAGCAUCCAGUGUAUACUGGACAAUCUGCUGGCCAGUGGUUUCCUGUGUGUAGAGGAUGUGGAGAUUGUGGAGCACACCACGACCAAAACUAAUCAGGUAGUAAAGGAUCAGGUGCGCAAAAUACUGGAGCUAGUGCAAUGCAAAGGGGAGGAGGCCUGUGAAUACUUCAUUUACAUCCUUUAUAAAGUAUGUGAUGCUUACAUAGAUCUCCAGCCAUGGCUAAAAGAGAUCAACUACAAACCCAAAGAUUCCGUACAGGCCAUGAAAGUGGUGAACACAGAUCCCAUCAGUAGGUACUGUGAGAAACUGAGGCAUGAAAUUGGUCGAGACACCUGCUUCAUCAUGUCAUAUGGCCAGCGAGAGGAGACCAUGCUGGAGGACCUCUACACUGACACACAGAUGGAAUUGUUUGAUGAUCGGAAUGAGAGCCUUGGCUUCCUGGAGAGUCCGGUUGAGCUCCUUGGGGAACAGGGGGUCUUCAAUCCACAUGCUGAAACAAUCUAUGUGACAGGGGAUGCUGGAAUGGGCAAGUCCAUUCUUCUGCAGAAGCUCCAGAAUCUCUGGUCCAAGAGGGAGCUGCAGACAGAUAUUAUGUUCCUCUUCAAGUUCCGCUGCAGGAUGUUCAGUACAUUCAGAGACACAGAUGAAAUCUCCCUCAGGGACUUGCUCUUCAAAUACAACUGCUAUCCAGACCAAGAUCCAGAUAAUGAGGUGUUUAAUUACAUUGUACGCUUCCCAGAGAAAGCUCUUUUUACAUUUGAUGGCUUUGAUGAGAUCCAGGAGGAGCUAACCCUGAUGAAUGUGCCUGAGGUUGUGUCACCAGAGGAGAGGGCACAUCCCCUCCUCUUGCUCAUCAACAUAUUGUGUGGGAAACUUCUGAACGGUUCCCAGAAGGUGCUAACGGCCCGGACAGGGACUCCAGUCCAGAGUAGGGUGAUCAGAAAGAAGGUAGUUCUCCGAGGAUUCUCCCCAGUGCACCUAAAGACUUAUGCUCAUCUGCACUUCAAGGAGCAGGAACAUCACAACCUAGUAUUAGUACAGCUGGAUGCUAGCCCACAUCUCUCUGGCCUCUGUUCUACCCCACUCUUCUGCUGGAUUGUAUUCAAGAGCUUCAAGCACCUGUACACCAUGCAUGAUACUUUUGAACUGCCUGAAACCUGUGUCACACUCACUGACAUUUUCCUCCUGUUGUCUGAGGUUUUCCUCAGCCGCUUGAGCUUGCAUCCACCAGGCAUCCUUAAGAGAAGCACUAGGUGCUCCUCAGAGACAUUCAAAGCAGGGCUGAAAUCCUUUGCAGCCUUUGCUAAGCUGGCCUUUCAAGGUAUGGAGAGAGGUCACCUUAUUUUCAACCAAGAGGAGAUUACUAGUUGUGGCCUUAUGGAGGAAGAUCUGCUCAUUGGCUUUCUCCGACCUGUCAGCCAGUAUGAUGCCUGUGGAAGCCCUGCCACCUUUGAGUUCCUCCACAAAACCCUACAGUCUUUCUUGGCUGCAUUUUAUCUUGUGUUGGAUGACCAGGGUCCUGUGAGCUCCCUCCUCAAGUUCUUUACAGAGUGUAGUAGGACAAGGCAAACAUUUUGUCUGCCUUGUGCCUCCUGCAUUAGUGGGUCCUCAGCAGUGAGAGGAAAGGAUCCAUUCAAAAGUAAAGAGCACCUUCAGUUUGCUAAUCUUUUCCUGUGUGGAUUGCUUUCCAAGGCCCACACUGGCUUGAUGGAGCAUAUGGUACCUCCACUGCUGUUGAAGAAAAAACGGGCAUUUCUAAAACAAUACCUUUCUACCAGUGUAAAGUCCCAUCUCCAUGGCCUGCCACACUACUCAAGUGAUGAGGGCAGGAGGGUUCAUGUUUUGCCCAGUUUCCUAUGGAUGCUGAGGUGUAUCUUUGAGACAGGAAGCAAAGAUGUGGCCAGGAUGACAGCAAAGGGCAUCACAGCCAACUUCCUUAAGCUGGGCUACUGUAAUGUGUACUCAGGCGACUGCACUGCCAUUAACUUUGUAUUGCAGCAUCGGCAGAAGUUGCUGGGACUUGACAUGGAUAACAACAACAUCAGUGACUAUGGAGUCAAGCAACUGCAACCAUCCUUCUGCAAGAUGACAGUGGUGAGGUUUUGUGUCAAUGAACUCUCAGACAGCAGUGUUGAGGUUCUGGCAGAGGAGCUUUGUAAGCACAAAGUGGUGAAGAUCCUGGGGCUUUAUAAAAAUCACAUCACAGAUGUUGGAGCCAGACUAGUUGCUCAGAUAAUUGAGGAAUGCCCACAGUUGCAAAAAGUCAAGAUUGGCAACAACAAGAUCACUAGUGUUGGUGGGAAAUAUUUGGCCAGCGCUAUUCAGAAGAGCACAUCUAUAUUUGACGUUGGAAUGUGGGGCAACAACAUUGGUGAUGAAGGUGCAAAAGCCUUUGCAGAAGCUUUGAGGAAUCAUCCAAGUCUUACCAACCUCAGUCUCUCAGCCAAUGGCAUCACAUCAGAGGGUGGGAAGAGCUUGGCUGAAGCUCUGAAGGAGAACAGCCGCCUCAGGAUCUUCUGGUUGGUACAGAAUAUGCUGUCUGAUGAUGUGGCUCCACACUUAGCUGAACUGAUCAGAGCGAACACAGGACUGUCCCACCUUUGGUUAAUCAGUAACCAGUUCACAGUGGAUGGCAUGAAACAGCUCUCUGAGGCCCUUUCUCACAACACAGCACUCAAAGAGAUCUGUGUCAAAGGAAACCAGCUGUCUGAAGAGGAAGAGGAACUGUUUUUGGCAGACACCAGACUGAGGUUUCACUGAAUGGGCACAUUUAUGAGAAGGAAGCAUGUUUGUAAUAUUUGUAUAACAGAAAAGACUUUAUAUCAGGAUCCCUGAAGUGUGUGUAUGGGUGUGUCAUAUUAGCAUUAGCCUAAGUACAGCCUUGCCAGAUGCAAUGCAAUUGCAGGGACUUUAGAUUAUCGUCCACAAGAUGAACGAUGCCUAGUACUUAAAUUUGCUGAUGACAGUGUUUUCUGGCUUAUCUGAAAAUCAUCUGAGAAGUUGUUAUAGCCAGGAAUAGCCAGGAAAUUACAUUUAUGGAGUACUUUGAUAAAAAAAAUUUCAAAGUUAAAUGUUAAUAAAAUUAAAGGUGGUCUUGACUUUUAGAGAGUUAAAUCUGCUGCUCCACAUCUUCCGCUAUGGUGUAUUAAUGAGGAAAAAAAUGAAUGAAAUGAAAUAUCUGGAAACAUCAAUGAUAAUUAAGAGUGCUGUUGUGGAAAGUGUAGGUCACUUUUGGGAGGGAUCUUUAAUGAGAAGCUUGUAUCUUUUAAUAUGAAUAAAGAUAUCUGGAGGAUAUCACUGAUAGGCUGUCCAAGGUGUUCAGAAAGAUCAUGGAGGACAGGGAGCAUCAUGUACAUCAGAAUAUCAUGGACAAACAGAUCACACACACACACACACAAACACCAACAUCUCCUCUCUUAUACCCCAGAGUAUUAGAAUAUACAAUACUAUAAGAGCUUAGUAUAAUUUGUCUUGUGUUUUGUAUGUAUGUAUAUUUUUUCAAACAGGGCAUGCAACAGUG